Molecule: messenger RNA, 1035 nt
Organism: Caenorhabditis briggsae
Lineage: Eukaryota; Metazoa; Nematoda; Chromadorea; Rhabditida; Rhabditidae
Exons: 4
Coding region: 1-1035 (344 amino acids)
Cellular component (GO): nucleus
Source: RefSeq, a predicted model, not a curated record
AUGGCAACUUUCGCAUCACGGGAUUUGCUGAAAAGUAAAGAAGACGAUGAAGAUAAUGACGAAAAACAAGAAGACACUCCGGGUCCGUCUGAAAAACCUGAACAGGAUGUGUUGGGAAUCGUGAGAACUGGACCGAAAAGUCUUUCAACUGGAGAGACAUCUUCAUUGUUCAAACUGAAAAAUGAACUACUUAAAAGGAAAGACCGAAUUGAAGCUCAACACCUUAUUAAGAGCAGUGGAACUCAUGUCUCUGGAAAAUCUAAUCUCCUGAGCACAAAAAAAGAAGAACGGGAACGUCAAGCAAAGGAAGAUGAAGCUAGAAGUCGGCAGAUCGCCAAGAACGAGCGAGCUAUGCGUCGAGAAGAAGAGGUUGAACGAAUUCGGGCGGCUGAGCAGAAGCUAAAAGAUAAAUCCGAGUUGUAUGAUAGAAUGCAAGAAGGAGCAGUCAAUUUAUCGAAUUCAGAAGAUUCUUCGUUUGAUUUCUUAGUGGAUUUUGGUACGAAGCGAAGAAAAAUCGACGAGGACAGAGCGAUCGAAAGAGAUAGAUUCAGAGAGCAAGAGACUGCCGCUCCAGUUGGAUUCGGAUGGGGUCCAGUUCCAGAACACUAUCAUCACAGCGAAGAACAACGUGUCUACGGAACAUCUCAUAUGCGCCUGUCGAUGAACGCUAAUAAACGACGGGACGACAUCGAAAAACUGUUGGACAUGUCGAAACAAACUGAUGCAGAGCUAGCGAAACGUAAAGAAGCGAGAAAGAAGAAAGAUAAGGAGCGAAGAGAUAAACUGAACAAAAUGAGAGUGAGAAAUGGAUUAGAGCCUUUGCCCUCUCCGCCCCCAACACCUCCUCCACCAGAGAUCGAUUUGGAUUCGAUUCCACUGCCUGGCCAGAAGGAAACUCCAGAAGAGCGUCAUGCUCGUUUGAUGAAGUCCGAUCGUGAAUGGGACAGAGGAAAAGGGCUUUACACGACAUGGAUCGAGAAGGAACGAGACGAACGCGAAGAUGAAUUCCGACCACCGGAUUCAUACUUCCAGUGA